GUUCGACGAUCGUCUACACUCCGCCAUCUUGUUACUUUUUAUUUGUUAUUACAUAUAUGCGUCGUGUGUGUUUUUAUGCCGAUUGAAAAUUUUUUAAUUAAUUUGCGUCUUGUACGUUUGAGUUAUAUUAUUCGUGAUUUGUUUUAUUAUACAUAGGCAUUUUUAAAGAUACUAGGUAAUCCAGUUCAACUUUAGAAGUCCUAUCAAAGCAUUUGGUGACUAACUUAAAGAGAUCAAAAUGAGUAAUGGCACUAGGGUGUUUGUCGGUGGCUUGUCUCAUCGUGUUCGCGAGAGGGAUCUCGAGAGAUUUUUCCAAAAAAUUGGCAGAGUCAAGGAUAUUGCUAUGAAGAAUGGAUAUGCCUUUGUGGAAUUUGAUGACUAUCGUGAUGCUGAUGAUGCAGUAUAUGAAUUAAAUGGACGCGAACUCAAUGGGGAAAGAGUUUCUGUUGAACGAGCGCGUGGAACACCAAGAGGUAGUGAUGUUUGGCGUGGAUCAGGACGUGGUGGUGAUUUACCACCACCUCCACCAAGGCGACCUCGUCGUGAUGCUAGGGAUGACAGAAAUGAUAGGUAUGGACCACCAACAAGAACAAACUAUAGAUUAAUUGUUGAAAAUUUGUCAAGUCGUGUCAGCUGGCAGGAUUUAAAGGACUUCAUGCGCCAAGCUGGGGAAGUUACUUAUGCUGAUGCGCAUAAACAACGCAAAAAUGAAGGUGUUGUUGAAUUUGCAUCCUAUUCGGAUCUCAAAACUGCACUGGAUAAGUUGGAUGAUACAGAAUUGAAUGGACGUCGCAUAAGACUCCUAGAAGAUAGAAGUAGUAGUCGUGGUCGUGGUGGAGGCAGACGCAGUCGUAGUCCUUCAAGUUCUCGUUCGCGUUCAAGUUCCAGGUCUCGUUCACGUCGGCGUGUACGCUCUCGUUCAAGAAGUAGAUCACGAAGCCAUUCCAAGUCAAAGUCUGUGUCUCGUUCGAAAUCUCCUUACAAAUCGCCAGCUCAUUCCAAAUCACGUUCCCGUUCAGGAUCUAUUGAUAAAAAGAGGUCUCAAUCACGUUCACAAUCAAUAUCAAAUAAACGUAUAAAGCGCGAUUCACGUUCACCCGAUGAAAAAUCACGCUCGCCGUCUAGAGAGAAAAAUGGUGAUGCCAGUCCUCAGUCAGGAGACGAUUAGAGAUACAUAUUGAACCCUCUAAUGAUUUUUUUUUAUAUAUAACAAUUCAAUCUUUUUCUAUCCAGUUAACUUAAUGUACACUUAAUCUAACCAUUUGACUAGGUCAUAUUUACGUUCAAUGCCGUAGAGAUAAACUGAUUAUCGAUUUUACAGAACAUUUUGUAUUGUAAAACUUAAGAUUACAUUUGAAGAAAUAUUCAUGAAUGUUGUGUUUGACAAAAAAACUAUGUUCAUUUGCUAAAAAAUGAAUCGAAAAUUGUAUGGUAUUCUUUUUUUCUUCUGUAUAAGUUUUAAAGUAAUCACUUAUUUUAUUUGUAUGUGUGUAAGAUGAUUAUAUACUUAUAUUUAAGACAA
This is a messenger RNA of Aphis gossypii (cotton aphid), 1522 nucleotides long. RefSeq names its product serine-arginine protein 55 (gene B52). Gene Ontology annotation, cellular component: ribonucleoprotein complex; cytoplasm; nucleus. Bases 239 to 1168 code for a protein of 309 amino acids. The transcript is spliced from 10 exons. Gene Ontology annotation, biological process: mRNA splice site recognition; alternative mRNA splicing, via spliceosome. NCBI's taxonomy places the organism in Eukaryota, Metazoa, Arthropoda, Insecta, Hemiptera, Aphididae. Gene Ontology annotation, molecular function: mRNA binding. The record is from RefSeq and is a predicted model, not a curated record.